This is a messenger RNA of Euleptes europaea (tarantolino), 2986 nucleotides long. It is a transcript of the gene AARS2, whose product is annotated as alanyl-tRNA synthetase 2, mitochondrial. The coding region runs from base 1 to 2958 and encodes 985 amino acids. Gene Ontology annotation, molecular function: aminoacyl-tRNA deacylase activity; amino acid binding; ATP binding. The transcript is spliced from 22 exons. Lineage: Eukaryota; Metazoa; Chordata; Lepidosauria; Squamata; Sphaerodactylidae. Gene Ontology annotation, cellular component: cytoplasm; mitochondrion. Gene Ontology annotation, biological process: alanyl-tRNA aminoacylation; tRNA modification. The record is from RefSeq and is a predicted model, not a curated record.
AUGGCGGCGGCGGCGGCGGCGGCUUCCGUGCGGCCUGUUCUCCGGGCAUCUCCGGGUCGGCAUUGUGGCGCCUGCCUUGCCCGCUCGGCCUCCUCCUUCUCCGCCUCGCGGGCGCGACAGGCUUUCCUCCGGUUCUUCCAGGAGAGGCAUGGGCAUCGAGUGGUGCCUUCGGCCCCGGUGCGACCGCGGGGAGACCCCAGUCUGCACUUCGUCAACGCGGGCAUGAACCAGUUCAAACCCAUUUUCCUGGGCACAGCAGACCCCCGGAGUGAACUGACGCGUUAUCGGCGGGUAGUGAACAGCCAGAAGUGUGUACGCGCAGGCGGGAAGCACAAUGAUCUGGAAGAUGUGGGCCGAGAUGUUUAUCAUCACACGUUCUUUGAAAUGCUGGGGAACUGGUCCUUUGGAGAUUAUUUCAAAGAGGAAGCAUGCAGCAUGGCAUGGGAGCUCCUCACUCAGGUCUAUGAGAUUCCAAAGGACCGUCUCUACGUUACCUAUUUUGGAGGUGAUGCAAAACUUGGGCUAACUGCAGAUGAAGAGUGCCGAGAAAUAUGGCUUAGUCUGGGCGUGCCUCACCACCAUGUGCUUCCUUUUCCAUUAAAAGACAACUUCUGGGAGAUGGGGGAUACCGGUCCCUGUGGGCCCUGCACUGAGAUUCAUUAUGAUCACGUGGGUGGUGGCAGGAAUGUGGCAGCCCUGGUGAAUCGAGGCAACCCUGACGUGGUGGAGAUCUGGAACCUGGUUUUCAUGCAGUUCAACAGAGAAGCUGACGGAAGUCUGCGUCAGCUGCCCCAGCGUCACGUGGACACAGGAAUGGGCUUGGAAAGGCUGUUGACGGUUCUGCAGAGCAAGCACUCCAAUUAUGACACAGACCUCUUCACCCCUCUCCUGGACGCCAUCCACAAGGGUUGUGGCAAGCCCCGAUACCAGGGUUUGGUUGGGGAGGCAGACCCUGGAGGUGUGGAUACGGCCUACAGAGUGGUGGCAGACCAUGUCCGCGCCCUGUCUGUCUGCAUUGCCGAUGGUGUUUAUCCAGGCAUGUCUGGUGCCGAGCUUGUUCUGCGCCGUAUCUUGCGUCGGGCUGUGCGGUUUUGCUCCGAAGUCCUCCAGGCUCCACCUGGGUUCCUGGCCAGCUUGGUUCCUGUUGUGGUUGAGAUUCUGGGAGAUGCCUAUCCAAACCUGAAGAGGGAAACGGACAUGGUUAUAAAUACAAUCAAUGAGAAUGAGAAUGCAUUUCUGUCCUGCCUCUUGCAAGGGCGUCGCGUUAUAAACAGAACACUCCAGCAAAUGGAUCACUGCAAAGUCUUCCCAGUGGAAGUCGCUUGGGGUCUUUACAGAAACUUGGGAUUCCCGCUGGACCUUAUUGGCUUGAUGCUUGAAGAAAAGGGGGUCCAGUUGGACGCUGCUGCUUUGGACCGGCUGGCUCAGGAGGAUACUGAACGCAAAGCUCCAAAACAGCAGGAGGAGAGCUCAGCGAUGCAGCUGGAUGUGCAUUCGCUGGCUAAACUGCAGCAUGAUGGUGUACCUCUUACUGAUGACUCUCCCGUGUUUGCCUAUGAACUUGGGCCAGAUGGGAAAUAUGUCUUCAGUCCAUGCCAAGCCACUGUUCUAGCACUGCAUAAAGAUGGGUCUCUCCAGAAGGAAGUUGGUGGGGGACAGCGCUGUGGUGUCCUCCUGGACAGGACCUGCUUCUAUGCCGAGAAGGGUGGCCAAGCAUCUGAUCAAGGCUACAUGGUGCAUCAUGAACAGCAGGAUGUGCUUUUCCCAGUGGUGUCUGCACAGGUUUCUGGUGGCUAUGUGCUCCAUGAAGUGAUCGUUCCGGAGACCUUGAAGGCUGGGGACCAAGUACAGCUCUUUGUAGAUGAGGCUCAGCGGCUGGCUUGCAUGGUGAAUCACACUGCCACCCAUCUGCUGAACUUUGCACUUCGCCAGGUCUUGGGAGACGGCAUAGAACAGCGGGGGUCCCAAGUGACAGCUGAGCGGCUACGGUUCGAUGUCAGCACCAAGGCCCCUGUAAAGACUGAACAGUUGCAAGAAAUAGAAGAUGUGAUACAAGAAAUAAUCAAACGGAAUGAGCUGGUCUACACAGCUGAAGUCCCCCUCCAGCUGACGAAUGGUGUGCAGGGACUCCGGAAACUAGAUGAGGUGUACCCUGAUCUGGCACGGGUGGUGUCUGUGGGGGUCCCAGUGGAAAGCGUAUUGGCUCCAGAGUCUCAGGAUGCCUUUCAUGCUUCUGUGGAGCUCUGCUGUGGAACGCACCUUCGGCAUACAGGAGCCAUAGAGGACCUUGCUAUCAUCUAUGAGCGGCAGCUAGUCAAAGGGAUCAGCCAUGUCAUUGCAGUGACUGGAGAGCAAGCCAGGCAGGCCCGGGAAGCUGGCCGGUUUUCGGCAGAAGAAGUGGACUCCCUCUCCGUCCGGGUGAAACAGGGAGGGGCCUCUCUAGACGGUGCGCAGAGACUCUCCAGGGAGGUGGGCCUUCUGAUUGAUACGGUGGAGAAUACUGCAAUGCCGCAGGGGCUGAAAAGGGAGCUGCACGCCACUCUCAAAACUCUGCAGCGAGUAGCCAAUUCUGCCAUUAGAAAACGGGAAACCAAACUGGCUGCAGAGAAGGUGCCCGACCUGGUGGCAAAGCAUUCCAACCAGCCAGUCAUAAUCGAUACCAUCCCUGUUGAGUCACCCUCGAUCCUGAUGAAAGUGGUCAACCAGCUGUGUGACAAAAUCCCAGGCGCCUCAGUCAUGUUGUUAAGCCCACAAGCUUCUGGCCAGGUUUUCUGUGCUUGCCAGGUACCGAAGAGUUUGUUGCCGGUGUUUUCUGCCGCUGAUUGGGCCCUGGCUGUCUGCACUCUAAUGGGAGGCAAGGCAGGCGGUUCUGGAGUUGUCGCCAGGGGCUCUGGGAGCACCGACAACUUGCAGCUGGUCCUAACUGCAGCUCUGGAAUACGCAAGGAACAAACUCUGAAGUCUGCCUGGGUGGCCAAAGGAGCGCA